ACACGUUAACACGAGACUUAACACAUUUAUUAUAGAUACUGUAAUACUUAUUGAUAAAAUUUCUAGUCAUUAAAGGACGGCAAUCAGAUUAUUUAUUUAAGGGUGCAAUUCUAUGCUCAUUCAGGAGCAAUCUCCACUGAACACUGAACUGAGCGAUUUACUUCAGGGCAAGAGCUGUUUCCUCUAUGGCCACGGAACCCGUAAAUUGCUGGGAAUAAAUCCCAUUGAACUCAGUGGAUUUACUUCAGAGGAGGCACAGUUCGGUUAGCACUGUAAGCAAUAUAAGCACUGCUAUACACAAUCCCCGCCCCCCCUCCCACUUCAGCUGCUCUGUCAUUUCUUUAAUGUGGCAAUUCCGUGGGAUUAGCUUCUGAGCAGACAUAUCUUCUAAUUCCCAAACUCUGCUUCCAACUCCACGCCCAGCUUUCUCUCCUCCUCCAGGCUUCCCAAGCCAGCAAAAAAGCUUUUCUGCACUGCAAGGGCAUUUCCCCAUUCCCUCACUUUGCCUUUAAAGCAAGGAGAAAACACACACGUUCAAAAUGAUUCAAAGCAGAGAAUAAAUAAAAAAGAACAAAGGCGAAAUAGAGAAACCAGCAGAGGCAAGAACACCGCCAGUCUGCAGAGCAAGAGUUGGGGAGAGACACAAAGCAGAGGGAAUGGCUGGGAUCGCGGUUUCCAUCUCUUGGCUGGGGAGCCAACUCUCCUGCUGCCACAACAACCUCCCAGCUCUGGCCUUGUCUCUCCUACUACUUGCUCUGCUGCUUGAUUACAUCAAGCGGAGGAAGAGAAGCAGCCGCUGGCCACCAGGACCCACCCCUCUGCCUUUCAUUGGGAACUUGCUACUGCUAGAUGUAAAUAACCCACAUAAAACUGUUCAAGAUCUGGAAAAAAAGUUUGGACCAGUCAUCUCUCUGCAGUUUGGAUGGCGCGAUAUGGUCAUCCUGAGUGGGUUCAAGACGAUAAAGGAGGCCCUGGGACAAAACCCUGAGAACUUUGUUGACCGACCAGAAGUUCCACUGUUCAGUCUACUAAACCGUGGAAAGAAUUGUGGAGGAAUAGGAUUUGCAACAUGCGACAAUGGCUGGAGGGAGCAGAGGCGAUUCAUUGUCUCCACCCUCAAGAAUUUUGGGAUGGGGAAGAAAACGCUUGAAAAAAGAGUGUCUGAAGAAGCUGGAUAUUUGUGUUCUGAGUUCAAAUCCAAAGAAGGUUCUCCUUUUGAUCCACAAAUCCUCAUCUACAGGGCUGUUAGUAAUAUCUUCUGCACUCUAGCAUUUGGUGACCGCUUUGAAUACAGUGACAAUACAUUCCUGAAGCUAAUGCAUGUGACUGAGGAAUUCAUGAAGGAAGCAAUCAGAAAUUUGCCCCAGCUUAUUGCUGCAGGAUCCUGGUUGUCCUAUUUUCCUGGACCUCAUCGUAAACUGCAGAAACGCUAUGGAGAUAUUAGUAUAAUUCUAAAAGAGAUUGUGAGUGAACAUAAGAAAACCAGAGAUCCUACCUUCCCAAGAGAUUUGAUUGAUGCAUUUCUGGAGGAGAUAGAUAAGGCUAAAGGGAAACCAGAUAGCAGUUUUAAUGAGCAAAACCUUAUUAAUAUCCUUGUUGACCUGUUUAUGGCUGGCUCUGAAACAAGUUCUUCCACCGUACUCUGGGGACUGUUGAACAUGGUCAAUCACCCUGAGGUUCAGAAAAGGGUCCAAGAAGAAAUUGAUGAAGAGAUUGGCAGGGUACGAUCACCUGUGAUGGAAGACCAGUUGAAGCUGCCUUAUACUUGUGCUGUGAUACAUGAAAUUCAACGAUGUGCUGAUGUUUUACCUUUUGCAAUGCCAUAUAUGGUCCACAGAGAUACUGAGGUUGGCAAGUUUGUCAUUCCUAAGGAGACUGCUGUCUUUAAUCAUCUGUCCUCUGUGCUAAAGGAUGAGACAAUGUGGGAGAAGCCACAUGAAUUCUACCCAGAGCACUUCCUGGAUGCAGAUGGGCAGUUUGUCAAGCGAGAGGCCUUCCUACCUUUCUCUCUAGAAUGGCACCUACCUGAGAGGUGCCGGAACUGAGUUCCAGUGAGUUCCAGCUGAAGAAAAAGCUCUGGUUGCAAUACUACAGUUCUCAUCACCACUAACCAUGCUGGCUGGGGAAGGUGGAAGUUCACAGGUUCCCCAUCCUCGAAAUAACCAAAUAACAGAAUGCAUCCCAAUGUCCCAGAAGUCUAUGAUUUUGAAACGAAUUUUUACAGAUUUGAACAACUCCCUCUCUCCCUUUGAAGUGGCAGGGGAAGACAGCAAAUUCAUCACCAUGGAGAUGUCUGAAGGGAGUCUUCAAAGUCAUUGUGAUUUACUAAUUGUAUUUAUUUAUUUUUAAAUAUAAUUAUUGC
Messenger RNA from Podarcis raffonei (Aeolian wall lizard), 2362 nucleotides. RefSeq names its product cytochrome P450 2D14-like. NCBI's taxonomy places the organism in Eukaryota, Metazoa, Chordata, Lepidosauria, Squamata, Lacertidae. Gene Ontology annotation, molecular function: oxidoreductase activity, acting on paired donors, with incorporation or reduction of molecular oxygen, reduced flavin or flavoprotein as one donor, and incorporation of one atom of oxygen; iron ion binding; heme binding. Gene Ontology annotation, biological process: xenobiotic metabolic process; arachidonate metabolic process. Gene Ontology annotation, cellular component: cytoplasm; intracellular membrane-bounded organelle. The transcript is spliced from 10 exons. Bases 657 to 2045 code for a protein of 462 amino acids. The record is from RefSeq and is a predicted model, not a curated record.